Molecule: messenger RNA, 1020 nt
Organism: Xyrichtys novacula (pearly razorfish)
Lineage: Eukaryota; Metazoa; Chordata; Actinopteri; Labriformes; Labridae
Source: the annotation of a GenBank genome assembly
AUGUCCAUAAAGAGACGGCUGCUGUCUAUGUUGUUAUGCUGUGUUUACUGCGUGGCCUCGCUCUUCUGCCUCCACCCAAACCGCCACAACUGCUUCUCUGCUGGAGCACGGUGAGUUUGUGUUGUUAGUUUGUUUGAAACACUGACCCUAUUUUUGAUUCUCAUUUCACAACCACAAGCCUGGCAAAUGUUUAAGUUCCUUUCUAUUAAAUAUGAAACAGCCUCUGCAUUGUUUCUGUUGCCCAACUACGAAGAAAACAACUUCCAUAGGGUGAUUUAAAUUCGCUCCUGCUGGGACAUAACUACUCUGAUGAUUUGCAUAAACAUGCAAAAUCACCUCCACUCAUUGAGCAAUUUUGCAUGUGUCAUUGCUAUUGAGGUUUUGCUUGGGUGUUGCAGACUCAAGGUACCAGACAUGCCAGCUGCUUUGUAAUUGCUUUUUAUUUGGAGCAACAGUGUGCUGGCUCGCCGGUGCAAGUUUGUUUGUUCAAGCCAACCACUUCACCUCUUCACCAGUUCAACAGCGAGACUUAUAACAUACCACUUAGGAACAACACCCCAGUUACCUCUAUUUGUUCAGGGCUGAAGUUUGGGUCAUGUGUGUUGUACCAGCAUGGGUUCUCCUGGUGGGCUCGCCAUAUUUCAUUUGGUUACCGACAACAUUCAGGCCUCAUUACUACAACAUCCCCACCCACUCAGAUCACGGCUUAGAAACUGAGAGGCCACAGAUCCUCCAGAGAUGCUGGGUUUGUCAUCUUCCUUUUUAGCCAAGUCAGACUUGUUAUUAAUUCUAAAUAUAUGGUAAUACAGAGAAUGACAGUACAGAGUCACUGCUUCAAAUUCUAAGAAACAGCUGGUUUACAUGAUUCCAGCUUCAGAGAAACUUUGGAUAUUGUUACUGUGCUAUACUCUUCCUCUGUCUUGACUAAUUUCUCUUUUAUUCAAUUUUUCAAGGAAUAUGGCGUCAGUCUUUCAGCAGCUCUCCCAGCGUGCUUUUCGACUGCUGCGCACCACCCUCUGA